Messenger RNA from Varanus komodoensis (Komodo dragon), 961 nucleotides. RefSeq names its product stimulator of chondrogenesis 1 (gene SCRG1). The record is from RefSeq and is a predicted model, not a curated record. Lineage: Eukaryota; Metazoa; Chordata; Lepidosauria; Squamata; Varanidae. The transcript has 2 exons. Bases 537 to 905 code for a protein of 122 amino acids.
CAAAGCUCUGCUACUUUAGCCACUGAGAUAUGAAAGAGUUUUAAAGCCCUCUUUGUGGCAGAAUUAGGACCUGGGAACUCACUUGAGUCACGAGUCAUGGUUUUGCAAGCAACACAUUUCCAAUUAAACCAUCUCUGAGCUCCAGUCUCUGAACAUUUGCUGGUAUGAGCUGCUGCAACCAUUUCUCCAAGCAUUCAGAUAAAUUCACUAGUUUCUUCCUGAUCUUAAUCUACAGAAUUCUUUAAGAGACCUUUGCAUAAUUGUGGAAAUGCUGUUUCUAACAGCUGAAAUGCAAACUCUUGAGAAGUAUCAAGUAGUUAAAAGACCCACUGAUUUAAAGCAAGGAUAGGAAACUUCAUUUCAUUUGAGGACUACAUUCUGGAGAUUAUUGUCACUGGGCUCCCUUCCCCUCUCGAUCUGCCACUGACUCAUCUUUUCCCUCCUCUUCCCUUCCAAGGGACUGGCUAAAGAGUGCAGAGAACUCUUGCCAGAGGUCAUCCCUAAUUGCUUACAGAAAGCUUACAAGUUGUCACCCCAUGAAGGAAGAAAUCCAGAAAUUCCAAAAGUCUCCUAAUCACUUUCUUUUCCUUCACCAGCAUCGCAAGAAUAAAAGAAUGAAGAUGCUCUCCACUCUUCUUUUUCUAAACAUGCUGCUCGGAGUCAACCUGACACCAUCUGGCCGCCUUUCGUGUUACAGGAAAAUACUGAAAGACCACAACUGCCAUAAUAUCCCAGAGGGAGUGGCCAGUCUUCGGCCGAUUGACAGACAUCUUCAAGAUCAUUUUUGGGAGGGAAAAGGUUGCGAGAUGGUCUGUUACUGCAAUUUUAAUGAACUACUCUGCUGCCCAAAAGGGAUCUUUUUUGGUCCAAAGAUCUCAUUUGUGAUUCCCUGCAACAGCCCGUAAAGAAUACAUCACUUUUCAGAAAAGAUGGCAAGUGGGACCCUGCGGCUGAAGACUGG